Molecule: messenger RNA, 1569 nt
Organism: Didymella exigua CBS 183.55
Lineage: Eukaryota; Fungi; Ascomycota; Dothideomycetes; Pleosporales; Didymellaceae
Exons: 2
Coding region: 1-1569 (522 amino acids)
Biological process (GO): Golgi to plasma membrane protein transport
Cellular component (GO): trans-Golgi network
Source: RefSeq, a predicted model, not a curated record
AUGGAGGAAAGUACUAUGCAACUGCAGCCGGGGCGCAGUAUAGGCUUCAUGACGCUGGGGUGCUCACUGCACGAAAUCCUCACUACUAUCAAGGCCGAAGUCAAGACAUUUCCGCGAUUCCAGCUCUAUCACGAUGACCUCUGCCCUAUCUCGUCGCCUGUACAAGUAGUCCUGCCCGACAACGGCCUGCGGCUACAGUUCGAUGGCCCUGACCAGCGGUUGCGCCUGAUCGAGGUGCUCGACUUCACAAAAGCGCGACUUGUGUACAAGGAUAUCGAGGUGUUCAGACCUGUUGAUAUGCAUGGUGGUGCGACAGGACCCAGAUUUAGGCACAUCUAUGACAAGCUGCUGGGGCCUACGUACGGAGGAGAAUACCUACCGCCAAAGUUUGAGAGCCCGGAUGCAAGAGGGACAUACAACUUGUCAUACCCAGGCAUUGCGUUCAAAUUCCCAGUACAGCACUCUGUAUACUCGCCCAAGAAUGACUUCAUCUCGUUGCUGUCAUCUUCUGCGACGGGGCCGGCGACCUCCAUGGCAGUGUUUAGCGGUGAAUCGUGGCAGAAGGCACGGGCGACAUUAUUCACAGCAAAUCCUACGACUCCAAGGUCUUCAGCGCUCGUAGGUACUAAGGGUACAGGAGGUGGGUCUGAUGAGAUUGAGCUUGUCAAAGUGCACGGCGAAGGGCGAGUCGAGUUGGUCAGAAGAACAAAUACUCCGUUUUGGAUCAUCCUGAGCGAAACAACACCUCAGGACCUCAUCAUGGAGCUUGGAGCGCCAGACUCUAUUUACCGCAAGAACGAUCACCGCCUAUCGAUCCACAAAGACCGGACCACAAGUGAUGCAUCUGACCACUCGCCUGGUGGGCUGACACCAGAUGAUAUGCUAGACUCAGACAGGGGGUCGGCGAUCGGCACAGAUAACGAGGAUGAUUGGGAGGACGAUGACGAAGCAGUUCUCGAAGCUCAGGAGCGUGAGAUCGCGGCAGCGGAGCACUUCUACAACUACUACCACCACGGCUUCGAUAUUCUGAUUUCGCAACCAACACAAAUCUCACCUCCGUCGCCAACAGUUGAGCGCAAAGAACCAGAUCUGCACGCUGAAGGCAAUUUGAGCGCACAACCACUCAAUCAUCUUACGGCAACGAAGAUCAUCUUCCAUGGUAACAUUCCUGGCUCGUACCAGUUCAACAGACACAGGAGAAGCAGAUGGACCUUAGAACACGUACCUUCGGCACAAUACCGCGAGGCACUGAACUCUGAGAUGCGCUUCAGUGAUAUUUCGGGACGCCUCAAAGAGGUUUUCAAGACUUUCUAUGACAACGAAGAGCAAGAAAGGCUACAACAGCGCGGCAUGGCACUGAACAGAGGUUGGGGUGACAGUCCUGGCAGCAGCGUUGAGCUGCUUGGAGGAUGGGAAGAUGCAUCCGGCAGACGCAACCAAUUUGCCAAUGCUGGGAGCGUCACAGGGGAUGGUACUACAGACGUCGGUAAUGUGGAACUAUUUGGAUUUCCCGGCAUGGUAUUCGAGGUGCUAAAGAAUGGUGCCGUAAGCUCUCUAACUGUUUACUGA